Messenger RNA from Fusarium verticillioides 7600, 381 nucleotides. RefSeq lists its product as hypothetical. The record is from RefSeq and is a predicted model, not a curated record. The coding region runs from base 1 to 381 and encodes 126 amino acids. The transcript has a single exon. Lineage: Eukaryota; Fungi; Ascomycota; Sordariomycetes; Hypocreales; Nectriaceae.
AUGAAGCUGUCUGCUAUUACACUUCUGGCUCUAAGCUCAGGUGCUGUCUCUGCUCCAGUUGCCGAGCCUGGUAGGGAGGUCUACUACCCUGAGUACAAGCCCGUCAAGGGCUGGGGAGAACAUGGCGGGCCUGGAAGGCCCAAGCCAUAUGAUCCCGACUAUGGUGUAGGGAAGGCGAAGCCUCACAAACCAGAACCUUGGCAUCCUAAGCCCCAGCCUCACUACCCGCUAAAGCCUCACCAUACUCCUCCCAAGCCCCACAAGCCUGAUCACCCUGGAAAGCCCAACCACCCCGACAAGCCUGACUAUCCUCAACCUGGAAAACCAGAUGGUCCCGGUAAGCCAACUGGACCAGGCAAGCCUGAUAAGCAUUCUACUUAG